This is a messenger RNA of Rubroshorea leprosula, 306 nucleotides long. The record is from the annotation of a GenBank genome assembly. NCBI's taxonomy places the organism in Eukaryota, Viridiplantae, Streptophyta, Magnoliopsida, Malvales, Dipterocarpaceae.
AUGCUUAUUCGUUUGCUACCCUCUUUAAUUAUUACUACCUUCUCUUUCAUUGAAUUGCAGGUCCUCUGAUAUCGACGAGAGUAGAAAUAGGUCGAGACAAUGGUUGAGAGUCUUCAGGCUAGUCGCUCUGUUCUCGCUGCAAAUCCAUUAGGUAAAGGAUGCUGGAGUUCUAUUUUCGUUUCCUGUUCUUUGAAUUCGAGGUUUAAUGCUUCCUAGUCUUCCUACCCCCUCAGUUCCUAUUUAUUCUGACUCUUGCGCAUGUGAUUUUUGAUGUUAAAAAUGGCCGAAUAAAUAUGUCUGUUAGUG